This is a messenger RNA of Glarea lozoyensis ATCC 20868, 885 nucleotides long. Its product is annotated as RNA-binding, RBD. Gene Ontology annotation, cellular component: eukaryotic translation initiation factor 3 complex; cytoplasm. The coding region runs from base 1 to 885 and encodes 294 amino acids. Gene Ontology annotation, molecular function: translation initiation factor activity; RNA binding. The transcript has 4 exons. NCBI's taxonomy places the organism in Eukaryota, Fungi, Ascomycota, Leotiomycetes, Helotiales, Helotiaceae. The record is from RefSeq and is a predicted model, not a curated record.
AUGUCGAAGGCCGUAAACCAGCAGCAACAGGACUGGGCUGACGACGAGGACCUCGAUGAUCAAGUUGACGCCCUCCCUGCGCAAACGACCACCACGAACAAAGAUGGCACUAAGACGAUCAUAACUUGGAGGUUUAACGAUGAGGGGAAGAAGGUCAAGACAACCCGCCGGAUACGAUUUACCACUCAUAAGGAAGUUGUCAACCCACGCGUCGCAGAGCGGAAAACAUGGAACAAGUUUGGAUUGUCUGCUAAGGAUGGAGCUGGUCCUGCUUCAGAUACCACGAGUGUGGGAGAAAACAUCAUAUUCCGACCAAGCUCAAAUUGGCGAAAGGAUGCGAAGGAGGAAAAGCCAGCAGCUGAUAGCAUGAGAGAGCAAUUGAAGAACAAGUCGGUCAAGUGUCGUAUUUGUGCUGGAGAACAUUUCACAUCGAGAUGUCCAUUCAAAGACACCAUGGCACCAGUCGGCGAAGAGGGUUCAGCAGAUCCGGCAGCAGGUCCAGCGGAUGGGGACGGACCGUCAGCAGCUGGAGGUCUCGGUACAGGAAAGAGCUCAUAUGUUCCUCCACAUAUGCGAAACGGUGGUGCGAGUAGUGCUGGUGACAGAAUGGGUGGUGGCAAGUAUGAGAGAGAUGAUUUAGCAACCCUCCGCGUUACAAACGUUUCCGAAAUGGCUGAAGAGCAAGAACUUCGAGAUAUGUUUGAGCGAUUUGGUCGCGUCACUCGUGUCUUCCUUGCGAAGGACAGAGAGACCGGUAUGGCGAAGGGCUUUGCAUUUAUCAGUUUCCAGGAGCGUACGGAUGCUGCAAAGGCGUGUGAGAAGAUGGAUGGUUAUGGUUUCAAGCACUUGAUUUUAAGAGUUGAGUUUGCCAAGAAGGCUACUUAG